Molecule: messenger RNA, 894 nt
Organism: Lodderomyces oxycetoniae
Lineage: Eukaryota; Fungi; Ascomycota; Pichiomycetes; Serinales; Debaryomycetaceae
Exons: 1
Coding region: 1-894 (297 amino acids)
Cellular component (GO): endomembrane system
Source: RefSeq, a predicted model, not a curated record
AUGAGAUUGGUAUUUGCCAUAAUACUCCUUAUUGGCGUCUGUACAGCAUGGACCACCGAGGACUAUGAAAUAUUCAAAUUGAAUGAUUUGAUAAAGCAGGAUUUGGGACCGGAGACCACUUUCUACAGUUGGCUAGGAUUGACGAAUGGACCAUCAUCAACUUCGCUGGAAAUAAAAAAGGCAUAUAGGAAGCUAUCCAAAGUUUUGCAUCCUGACAAACUAUCUUCUGUUUCAAAGAAGGUCAAGAAGCAAGCUGAGGAAAAAUUUUCCAGGUUAUCGCUAGUUGCCGAUAUCUUGUCGGAUCAGUCAAGAAAACGACGUUACGAUUAUUUUUAUGCAAAAGGCUUCCCCAGAUGGAAAGGAACUGGCUAUUACUAUUCAAAGUAUCGUCCUGGGCUCAUCACUACUAUCAUAUUUAUCUACAUUUUCGUGGGAACUUUUCAUUAUUUCGCUUUAAAGAUCAAUCGCAAGCAGGAUUACAAAAGAAUAGCUAAUAUCAGGAAUGAAAUUAAGGCCCAGGCUUGGGGAGGUUCGCAAGUUCCUCCUUUGGAUGGAUCAGAUAGAAAGUUGACCAGUGAAGCUAGCGGUAAAACUUUUAUAGUGAAAAGCACCGGUGAUGUAUACGUGGAUACAGGAAAUGAGUUGCACUUGAUAAAUGAAAAUGAGAUCAAUUUGAACCCAUGCUUUAAGGAUACAUUGUUUUUCAAAUUGCCCGCUAUAACCUAUAAUGCGUCAUUGGGAAGGUUUUUCACACCAAUUGAUUUGUCAGUAUCAUUUGAUAAACCACAAGAAACAAUAAAGGAAGAAGCUGAGCAUAAAAAGUCAAAAAAGAAGCCAAAGGGAAAGAAAAUGGAAUUAGCAAAUGGUAAAGUGGUCUACAGUAGGAAAAAGUAA